This is a messenger RNA of Somion occarium, 876 nucleotides long. The record is from the annotation of a GenBank genome assembly. Lineage: Eukaryota; Fungi; Basidiomycota; Agaricomycetes; Polyporales; Cerrenaceae.
UGAUCCUCCAAAACUCUAUUUUUCGCCGCUAUACACCAAACCACUACAACCCUCAGGUCAGUAAAGUCCUCGCUCAGAGUCGAGCAGAAUCUACGUUUGGAAUGCUUACGAUGUUUUUCUAGUCACCAUCUGACUCUCCAGCAAAACCAGGAUGAGUUACGUCGCUAAGGGUGAAAAAGAGUACGACGCUACGGGCGCCCCUGUGCCCCAGGCAAAAAUCCACAAAAUCCGCAUCACGCUCACGAGCAGCAAUGUCAAGAACUUGGAGAAGUUCUCUGCUGACCUGAUUGCUCGUGCCAAGGACAAGCAGCUCCGUGUCAAGGGCCCCGUCCGUCUUCCCACCAAGGUCCUAAAGAUCACCACCCGUAAGAGUCCUUGCGGUGAGGGUUCCAAGACCUGGGACCGCUUCGAGUUGAAGGUUCACAAGCGUUUGAUCGACCUUCAUUCUUCUAGUGAGAUUGUCAAGCAGAUCACUAGCAUCUCUCUCGAGCCUGGUGUCGAGGUUGAGGUUACCAUCUCCGCUUAAUUACUUCCGACGUGACUGUAUCCUAGAUCCCGACACUAUGAUCAUGAUGUUAUGAGAACCCUUCUUUGUGUCAAACCGACUCUGAACUUGAGCCGGUAGGUCCUGAAAGCUCUGGUGCAGGUGGCGCUCUUGAUCCAUCAUCCUCUCCGGCCAAAGAAUGAUUCUUUGCUGGGUGGAGGUAGUCACCAGCCGUUCUGGAACUUCUAUCUCUUUGUCCACCGAUCAAGCGACACUAAGUUCAUGAACUGCUCGAACUUAAGCUCUUCACUCACAGGUCCAUCCCAGUGUGUCUUAGGCUGUGGUACUAGUAGUCGCCAGUUGACUAGGACUCUGUUACCACUGAUUAUCUC